Messenger RNA from Theobroma umbraticum, 638 nucleotides. It is a transcript of the gene PSBR, whose product is annotated as photosystem II subunit R. The record is from RefSeq and is a predicted model, not a curated record. Lineage: Eukaryota; Viridiplantae; Streptophyta; Magnoliopsida; Malvales; Malvaceae. Gene Ontology annotation, biological process: photosynthesis. Gene Ontology annotation, cellular component: photosystem II; photosystem II oxygen evolving complex; thylakoid membrane.
AGGCAAACGCAGGAACAAAUCCCACAUUUGGUGAGGUGAGUGUGAGAAGCAGAAGCAUUUCCUAAUAGCAAUACUCAGAAAUGGCAGCCUCAGUUAUGGCUUCUUCAGUCAACCUCAAACCUUGUUUCAGUGUUGGGAAAUCAGGUGUGAGAGGCGUCCCUUCCCUUGCCAGGGCUCCUUCUUCUUUCAAGGUUGAAGCCAAGGGUGGCAAGAUCAAGACUGACAAGCCUUAUGGAAUCAAUGGUGGCAUGAGCUUGAGGGGUGGUGUUGAUGCCUCUGGAAGGAAGGGCAAGGGAAAGGGUGUUUACCAAUUUGUUGACAAGUAUGGUGCUAACGUGGAUGGGUACAGCCCUAUCUUUGACACCAGGGACUGGUCUCCCUCCGGUGAUGUUUAUGUUGGCGGUAAUACCGGUCUGGCAAUCUGGGCAGUCACCCUUGCCGGCAUACUUGCCGGCGGUGCUCUUCUAGUUUACAACACAAGUGCUUUGGUACAGUAGAUUUCUCUAUUUUAAUCGGUGUUGUAUUAUAGCCUGUCCGAUCUAGUUGUUCAAAUCAAAAUACCUUGAAGGACUACUUUGCAUUAUCUAUAUGUAUAACGUUUUUCCUUGGAUUGAAUUGAGGUCUAGUAUUAGCUUUUA